Molecule: messenger RNA, 1125 nt
Organism: Eruca vesicaria subsp. sativa (arugula)
Lineage: Eukaryota; Viridiplantae; Streptophyta; Magnoliopsida; Brassicales; Brassicaceae
Source: the annotation of a GenBank genome assembly
AUGGUGCUGCCUUGGGAUUUGGAGGAAGAGAUACUAAGUCGAGUUCCACCUCUGUCUCUUGCUCGAUUCAGAUCUGUCUGUAAACGAUGGAACGGUCUUUUCAACGAAAGUAAAUUCAUCAAGUGCCACUUGGCUCGCGCCCGUCCUCAGAUCAUCUUCCUGAGCAAAUCCAAUAUGUAUUCGAUAGAGAUCAAUGAUCUCGCCGGCGUUGAUCCAGCGGUAAAGCUGCGUGAUCUAGCCUCCCUCCCAUCCUCCUGUGAGAUCGCUCACCAAGAGAUAGAUUUCGACCCCACAAGAACAAUCAAGAGUUUCGAUGGGUUAUUGUUUUGUAACUUUUGGCCUCCAGAGAGCCGCGCAGCCCUGUGGAGCCCGUGGUUGAGUAGUGGGCCACCGCCUCAGGUUAAAUGGAUCGAGUUCGGAGAUGCAAAGUUCCAUGUUAGCGGUAUAGGUUACGAUAAAAACAAGGUUUACAAGAUGUUUGGAUCUUUUAUCUGCUUACGUCAAGUCCAUAACAAUUACCACCAGAGAGCUGCGGUCUACCACUGCAGCUCUCAGGUCUUCAAGUUUGUUGAUACUCCUGGCGAGGACUGGCCCAUUAGGGAAGCCCAUCGUUAUAGUGUCUCCUUGAACGGGAAUCUCUAUUGGAUUACUAGUAAUGUUGGGAAGCAUUUCAUUAGAAGCUUUGACUUCUCCAAGGAGAUAUUAAAACCCUUUUGUCUCCUCCCUUGCCACAAGAAUGAUUCCCGGGAUGAACUUGUCCUUGAGGUUUUCAAGGGAGAAGGCUUUUCUUUGUUAAAGCAAUGCUAUGUUACUAGGAAGAUUGAGAUUUGGGUUACUAACAAGAAGAUUGGAGAGGAGGAAGGUGUUGUGUGGAUAAUCUAUAUGACUUUGCCAACAACCAACUUGCCAAGUUUGUUUAAUUCUAGGCUUAGUGGCACUAUUAGUUAUUUCUUCUAUGGCAAGACCAUUGUCAUCUGUUGUGGUGAUAAUGAAACUGGAGCCGCUUGCAUCUACAUUGUGAGGAGUGACUUGUUCAAGAAAUUUCCAAUUGGUUCUGCAAUUUACCACUCUUGUCACUGCGUUUAUGCUCCCAGUUUGACCCCGUUGCAUAUGAUUUCUGACUGA